Messenger RNA from Serpula lacrymans var. lacrymans S7.9, 849 nucleotides. RefSeq lists its product as uncharacterized. The record is from RefSeq and is a predicted model, not a curated record. NCBI's taxonomy places the organism in Eukaryota, Fungi, Basidiomycota, Agaricomycetes, Boletales, Serpulaceae. Bases 1 to 849 code for a protein of 282 amino acids. The transcript has 10 exons.
AUGUCCAAAUGUACAGCAGCAAAGCAUGUACCAGAUGGCGUAGUGGAUGGCCAGUUUAAAUCUUGGGUUAGUGACAGGAAUGAUAUCCUAUCAACUCUCAUUCAAACACCGAAGAAGACAGUGAAGCCCCUCUGGACCAAGAUAGCAAUCAAGGUAGAGCCAACUCUCAAUCUUUGGAUACCAACACAUCUUGGUCACAAAGCUAUGAGGACAUACACCAUCACUCAAAAUAGCUUUCCAAACCUUCUCAACCUUAAAGCUACCAGUGAAAACAAAUCUGCUGCCUCCUUGGCCAACAGAAUGAAGAUUUUACAAGACAACCAAGAGUUAAAAGCUCAACUAUUGGAAUAUGUUUGGAAGGGUUGCACACAGGGAGGAGCUAGGAGAUCUAUUCCAUGGAUGAUCAACUCUGGUGCAUUGAUCAAUGCAAGUAUAAACUUCAAGGAUCAAACAUCUGAUGUUAUGCAACCAUGGAAAAACAACAUGUUCAAAACGCUCUUCCAAAGUCAGUGGUGGGAACCUAAAGGUGAAGAAAGGAAAUAUCGUAAGAAAGACAACCCAUACCUCCAUAAUGACGCUACACUUGCCCUGAUUGAGUGUGCUUUACUUGGCACUAUCAACAAUAGAAUGAUAGAAUUCUCUGAGAAUUCAUUUGCUUCAAGAUGGGAGCAUUAUAUGAACCUAAUUCAAGAGUUCAGGGAACAUUUCCCAACAUAUCUAGCAAGUGUGUUUGGUGAUAUUGAAGAGUUUGUAUGGGGUGAUCCCAGUACUUUGUCUUUGUCUGAAUCCUCCCAUCUCAUAUAUGACUUCAAUGCUUUAGAGGAGGCAGCUAGGGCUUCCAAGCAGUAA